UCAUCGACGUCCGAUAACGACACAUCGCCUGUAACACCCAUACAAACGCCACAUCGUAAUGUGAUUGUACGCAAUGAGAAUGUUCGUAAAAAGAAGGAACUGGUCAAGGAUGAAGCUUACUGGGAGAGGAGGCGUAAAAAUAAUGAUGCGGCAAAGCGAAGUCGCGAUUCGAGACGUCAAAAGGAGGAUGAGAUGGCGGUCCGUGCGGCCGUUCUUGAGCAAGAGAAUCUGCGGCUACGACUUGAAGUCGAGCAACUUCGUGCCGAAACCGAACGUCUACGUGUCCUAAUGCUAUCGCCAAGCAUUCUUCCAGCUCCCACUCCGAUCCUCACCACUCAAUCCACUAUUAUUCAUACACCGCAACCGGUUAUUGUCGCUGCACCAUCGUCCACAACCACCAAUUUAUCACCGUCAACUCGGCCGCAAAGCCCCACUCCUAUCCAGGCGCCCCUUUCAAUAACUUUGCCUGCCUCGAGUCCUCCAACACAACAGCAACAAGCACUAUUUGCACAAUAA
Molecule: messenger RNA, 516 nt
Organism: Anisakis simplex (herring worm)
Lineage: Eukaryota; Metazoa; Nematoda; Chromadorea; Rhabditida; Anisakidae
Source: the annotation of a GenBank genome assembly